Salvelinus fontinalis (brook trout) is the source of this 1077-nucleotide messenger RNA. RefSeq names its product 4-galactosyl-N-acetylglucosaminide 3-alpha-L-fucosyltransferase 9-like. Lineage: Eukaryota; Metazoa; Chordata; Actinopteri; Salmoniformes; Salmonidae. Gene Ontology annotation, cellular component: membrane. The record is from RefSeq and is a predicted model, not a curated record. The coding region runs from base 1 to 1077 and encodes 358 amino acids. The transcript has a single exon. Gene Ontology annotation, molecular function: alpha-(1->3)-fucosyltransferase activity.
AUGGCAGCUGCAACUCUUAACGGCUUACUGCGCCUACUUGUGACUGCAAUCAUUGCAAUAGGCUGUUUUGUGACUGUUUUCCUCAUGUAUUUUAAACCGUCAAGUAACUGGCUUGCAAAGCCCAUUGAAUCACCAACACUACCAAUUCAGAAGGAAGAAGAAGAAAAUAAGGUUCAUAAUAAGACUAUAGUUCUAUUAUGGAUGUGGCCUUUUGGUCAGUCCUAUGAUCUAGACACAUGCAGCACCCUGUUCAAUAUUGAAGGCUGUUUUUUAACAGCUGACCGAGACCUAUACAAUAAGUCAAGUGGGGUCAUCAUUCACCAUAGAGACAUAAAAAGUGAUUUAUCAAAUCUACCACCAUUGCAGCGCCCACCUUUCCAAAAGUGGGUGUGGAUGAAUCUAGAGUCCCCGUCACAUACUUAUAAAAACCCAGGUCUUGGAAAUAUUUUCAAUUUGACUUUGAAUUAUAGGCAAGAUGCAGAUAUUGAAGUGCCUUAUGGGUCAGUUGUAUUCAGCCAAGAGGAGGGGGAAGCUUUCGUAUUGCCAAUUAAAACUAAAUUGGUCUGCUGGAUUGUGAGUAACUGGAACCCUGACCAUGCCAGAGCGAGGUACUUCAAUGAAUUGCACGAACACAUUGAGAUACACACCUAUGGAAAAGCCUUUGGAGAACACGUCAAUGAUCAAGACUUCCUGGACACAAUAUCCAGUUGUAAAUUCUAUCUUUUGUUUGAGAACUCGAUUCACAAAGAUUACAUCACUGAAAAGCUGUACAACCCACUAGCUGCUGGAUCUGUGCCAAUUGCUCUUGGGCCACCUAGGCAGAACUAUGAGAACUUUGUGCCUGGAGAUGCCUUCAUUCAUGUGGAUGAUUUCCUCUCUCCCAAAGAGCUGGCUAACCAACUCACACUGCUACAUACAAAUGAAGAAAUGUAUCUGCGUUAUUUUGACUGGCGCAGACAUUUCAAUGUCAAGAGGUCACAUUUCUGGGCUGAACACACAUGCCAUGCCUGCGAUUACAUUAAAAGACACAGGGAAUAUAAAGUUUGUAAUAACCUUGACACUUGGUUUUGGGGUUGA